AUGAGAGCCAUCAUCGAUCAAAUCAGGGAACUUUUGCAUGUUGAGAACAUCAAGCUUGCCCUGGCAUCCUCUAGGGACGAGAGCGCCGCGCAGGUGUUCUGUUGGUCUGGUCUGCGCAAGCUUGCCGUUCGAGCGCGCGACCUUUGCUUCUGGUGCAACAUCAAGGAAGCUAUGAAGCCAGCAGGAGCGGGCACAGAUCCCGCUCGUGGCUUCAGCGUUAAUAUGGGUUGGACGCCUCCAGUCCCCUUCGACAUGGUCGUUUGCUUGACCGCGCGCUGCUUCGAUAGAGCCAUUUUCGAAGAGUAUUAUUACGUUGGCGACUCGCCAUUUCGGCUGAGUAAAAUAUUCCUCGCCGAAGUGGCUGCCAAUCUUCAGCGCCUCAGUCCGCCAUUCCCUUAUAUCGACGGACUGCACAACGAAGACACGAAACAGCUCCGGUUCCUAGAAGAUGAAAGAAGGCAUGACGUUCUCUGGAUAUAUUCUGUCGGCGCCCACAUUGAAGAAUAUCACCUGGGCCUAUCCAGGCGCUCCUCACCUGCCUUACCAUCCUCGCCAUGGUCAUCCGCCUCCACUGGACAAAGAACGCAGGACAUGAUUGCUGGGAGACACCUCUUCGCUACCUGA
Messenger RNA from Cladophialophora psammophila CBS 110553, 624 nucleotides. RefSeq lists its product as uncharacterized. Bases 1 to 624 code for a protein of 207 amino acids. NCBI's taxonomy places the organism in Eukaryota, Fungi, Ascomycota, Eurotiomycetes, Chaetothyriales, Herpotrichiellaceae. The transcript has a single exon. The record is from RefSeq and is a predicted model, not a curated record.